AUGCAUCUGGUCAAGUCGAUUCUUUUCGCAUCUUUGGCUGCCUGUAGCACAGCAAUGCCCAGUCGAAGACAGGCCAACGUCUUGCAGGUUCAGGACUACGCGCAGUUCCAGAUUUCGGAUGGACUUGCAGGAAACGCACUCCAAGAGGUUGAACAGUUUCGGGCGAACCUAGCUGGAGUCAGUCAACAGGAUUUGGAGAUCCUCAAAGCCGCGCGGGAGACAGCAGAAGCCGCCGAAACAGACGCGGGCGGUUUCAAUGACGCCAUCGCUCAGGUUGGAGAGGAUAGUAAUGAUGGCAAGGCGCUACAAACUGGAAAGAUCAAGAACAAAGUAUUGAAGCUGGAACUUCAAGUACUUGCUCUCCAAAUUGAGCAGGCUCAAGGCGAUGACAACCAGGAGAAAAUCGACGAGGAGCAGCAGAAGCUAGAUAAGAAUGUGGCCACGGACAAGGAGAGCGCGGGCGACCAAAGCCAAAGCGUCAACUUUCAGGGUUCGUCACAGCCAUGA
Fusarium vanettenii 77-13-4 is the source of this 507-nucleotide messenger RNA. RefSeq lists its product as uncharacterized. The transcript is spliced from 3 exons. Bases 1 to 507 code for a protein of 168 amino acids. NCBI's taxonomy places the organism in Eukaryota, Fungi, Ascomycota, Sordariomycetes, Hypocreales, Nectriaceae. The record is from RefSeq and is a predicted model, not a curated record.